Messenger RNA from Danaus chrysippus (African queen), 759 nucleotides. The record is from the annotation of a GenBank genome assembly. NCBI's taxonomy places the organism in Eukaryota, Metazoa, Arthropoda, Insecta, Lepidoptera, Nymphalidae.
AUGAACUCUCUAUUAAGAAAUACAUCUCGGCCAUUAAUGCGGUGUUUCUCUACUUCACCUGUGAAACUUAACGCUCAGCCGCCUAAGUUAAAGCCGAAGAAGUUUAUGGGUCCUGUCACAUGGAAGUCCAUGACUGUGACAGCACUUGUAGGAGGAGGGCUUACAGCAUUUAUGUUAUAUGUAAGAAAAGAGAAACAAGAUGCUUUGGACCGGGAUAGAAAGAGGCAGUUGGGCAAAGCUAAGAUAGGUGGAACAUUUGAAUUGGUUGAUUCUGAGGGAAAAAUUGUAAAGAGCACUGAUUUUCUUGGUAAAUGGCUGUUAAUAUAUUUUGGUUUCACACACUGUCCUGACAUUUGCCCAGAUGAAUUAGAAAAAUUGGCUCAGGUUGUUGAUACUCAUGAUAAAACACCAUCAGCCCCACCACUGCAGCCGCUGUUCAUUUCAGUUGACCCUCAAAGAGACACACCCGAGAUUGUCGGAAAAUACUGCAAAGAGUUUACACCAAGAUUGCUAGGACUGACGGGUACUAAGGAACAGGUUCACCAAGCCUGCAAGUCAUACAGAGUGUACUUCAGUGCCGGCCCACAAGACGUUGACAAUGACUAUAUUGUGGAUCACACAAUUAUUAUAUACCUUGUGGAUCCCGAUGGUGAGUUUGUGGAUUAUUAUGGACAAAACAGAAAUGCUAAGGAAAUUCAUGAGUCAAUUCUUGUAAAUAUAAAGAAAUACGAGGAUGGGAAGAAAUCAUCUUGGUUCUGA